This is a messenger RNA of Trichophyton rubrum CBS 118892, 627 nucleotides long. RefSeq lists its product as uncharacterized. The coding region runs from base 1 to 627 and encodes 208 amino acids. The transcript has a single exon. Lineage: Eukaryota; Fungi; Ascomycota; Eurotiomycetes; Onygenales; Arthrodermataceae. The record is from RefSeq and is a predicted model, not a curated record.
AUGUCGGGUAUCGAGGUCAUAGGACUCAUAUCCAGUAUUAUCUCUAUAGUCGACACAGCUGUUAAGAUCCACAAUGCUCUUAAAGACGCCGAUCGCCUCCCACGGGCUUUUCAAGAGGUUGCAUUAAGGCUUCCGGUCGUCACAGACACCCUCACGGCUGUCAAGGGCCACCUAGAAGAGAAUGGCAUUGAUGAAGCGACCUUCCGGGCCAUCAUGCCCGUCGUCCAAGCCUGCGGUGAAAAUGCCGAAGCGCUGAAGGAUAUACUGCAAGAAGUCACGGUGUCCCCCGAUCACUCGAGGCUUCAGCGGUACCGUCUUGCCAUACGCAGACUCGGCAAGGGGUCCCAGGUAGAGGAGCUCAUGAAGGCGCUCUUGGAAAACGUCCAGUUGCUGGCAGGAAAUCGAGCCAUGCAAUCUGCCACAGGCGCUCAAGUUGGCGAAGUGCUUGAGGCCAUACAUGCACUGUCGGAAGUGCCUCCGUCAGCACCGGAUACCCCUGGGUCCAUGACCUUUUCUCACUACGGGACGGGCUCUCAAUUCAACAACGCGGACAGCGGGACCCAGAACAUCAACACAGGCAGCGGAAGGCAAUAUGUUGCCAACUCGAUGACUUUUGGGGCGGAUUGA